UUUCUUGAAAAAAUUCCCUAAAAGUCCUGAAAUCCUUAAAAGAGUUUUUAACCAUUUUAGAGUGCGGUAUCGAACAAUUGUGAAGAUUCAAGUAAUUGAGUAUCAAGUUUUGUAUUGCAAUCUGGGUUUUUCCCCCGACUCAUCUAGUGUUAGCUUGUUCUACAAAUAAUUACACUUUCGAGUGUAGUGUAUUAAAACGAGCCUUCUUUUUUUUCCAACCUUACUCGCAACCAAAAGUUGUAUUAAAUUUGUUAUUUAUUUGGUAGCGCUUUUGCUAUAAUCACGAUCUGUAGCAUUUGGAAGUUUCUUAGCAUCUGUUUUCUGCUUUAUCUGUGGCUAGUUUUUGUGAUUUAUUAAGCGUCCGUGUUGGCUGAGUGGUUAGUGCGUGAGACGAAUAAUUUCUGGGUCGCAGUUAGAAUCCGAGACGUAGCCGAAAUUUUUAUAGUUCGAGGCUAUUUUCUAGUUUUUCUUAUUGCAAUUUAUAUAGCUGCUUUCUUUGUCAUUUUAUUGCUAGUGUUUGCGAAGUGCAGCUUCGCCUCUGCGUUCAAAUUUCUUUGCUUCCCGUGUGUUAUGAGGGGAAGGUGGACGUGAAAAUUUUAAUUUAGUUUGAUUUUUAAAAGGUUUGGUUUGAGGAGUUGCUGCUCAGGUGUUUUCUACCUUGUCACCAUUUGGUUAAUUUUGUUCCGAUGCUGAUUUUGCAAUCUAUUGUUUAGGCUGGGCAUAAUUUUUCGCUACUAUCUGCAUUCAUUUUGAUAGGUCUAGUUGUUUCGUAAGUUGUGCGGAGCUCAGCUACGCCGCUGUGUAAAAGUUCCGUUUUAAUGAUUAGUUUCAAAGGUUUUCAGGCUUAAACAGUUUCGGCCUAUGUUAUAUCAGUUUAGUUACCUGAUAGUAUGUCGUUCAAAUAGCGUAAUCAUAUUUUUUUUUGUGCUGCGAUGGACGUAACCACUUUGUGAGUCAAAAUUUCUUUGACAGCAGAAAAUUUUCGCAACUUUUUUCAUCUCAACGGCAUUUUUCCAAACAUUGUCUGCCUAGUUACCACUGGAAAUAUUUUUUUUUUCGAAUUCGUGGCUUCUGUCUAAUUUUCCAUUCGAUUGCUUGCAAUGCUAUUUAUGUGCAAUGAAUCUCAAGUAUUGUGAAUCUACGUUUCGCCUCUGCUGAACAAUUUGUUCCAAAAUGCGGCAUAAUUUUCGAUUGCGAGGGGCUGUCCUUUGUUUUAUUUCUGUCUCAAUUGUUUGGAAGUUCUGAGAAUUCAAACGGAAAGGCACUCACCUAAAUACAUUGAAAGUCGAAAAAAAUACGCUGAGAAGAAAAAGUUGUGAAAGGGUUAAGCAACUAGAAACUUGCACGGUUCUUUUUAUCUAAGAAUGUCCGUUUAGCAGUGCGGUCUGUAAGUAGACAACCGCAUAUUCAUACUCGUCAAUAAGUAGAUAAUAAUAUUAACCUAUCAGGAUUAAGAUGAGAAAGAUAACGUACGAAAUAAUUAAUUGUUUAUUUCGUACGUUUGCUUUCUUUUCUCGAUUCUGAUUGGUUAAUAUCAUUGUAACAUAGCGUGUGUGCAUAAUCUAUUGUCUUUUAGAUUGGAUGCAGUAUCUCGCUACGGAUGCUUGAACUCGACAGCAUUUGUCUACUUACUGACGAGUAUGAAUAUUCGUUUGUCAUGUUUCUACCACGUAACCUCCGUUCUGCUUCGUACUGCUGAUUAUCGGAAAAUAGGCGGGACCAAUCAUCUAAACUAGUUUUGUCACGGAACCAAACAAGUAAACUAGUACCGAUUAUCUUUCUUUCCUGGUUCUUUAACGGGGCAAGUUAUCUUAAUAUGAUUAAGAGCAACUAGAUCUGACCAAUGUAUUACCUUAUCUUUACGAGGUUCGAAUGAUCUGAAAGCGAAGUGGUUCUGAAGUGGAAAUCUUUUCAUCAAAAUGGACAAUGAUAUUAUGUGCCCAAACUGUGGGUCAACGAAGUACAGGAACCCGAACUUGAGACUGUUUAUUGGAACCUGUGGUCAUUCUUAUUGUGAACAUUGCAUGAAUGCCUACUUUUCUCGGGCACCACAUCCUUGUAACGAGUGCAAAACAAACCUCACUCUUUCCAGCUUCAGACGUCAAGUGUUUGAAGACGCCUCAGUUGAUAAAGAAGUUGAAAUUCGCAAGAAAGUGUCGAAGGAGUUGAAUUUAUACGAGGAGGAUUUCAGUUCAUUGCGAGAAUACAAUGAUUUUUUGGAGCAGGUUGAAGAUAUUGUCUUUAACUUGACAAAUAGUAGUGAGCUUAUAGCCACAAAGUCGAAGCUUGACUCUUUGAAAGAAAAGUAUCAGAAGACAAUAGCCAAGAACCGUUAUAAGAAAUUCAGUAAGGACCAAGAGGAAAUUAGAAAACAGAUUCAAAUCGAAAGGGAAACUUUUGAAGAGUUGAGACGGAAAGUAGCGAUGGAAGAAAUGAUGUUUAACCAAGUUAGAAAGAGUAACAAGCAGAAUCUACUGAAAGAGCUAGAAACAUCGUCCUUGCCUGUCGAAGCAAUUUUGAACAAACAUCAAAAAAAUGUGAACCAACUACUGGAAAAGGAAGAAUCAACAAAGUUUGUAGACGAAAAAAUAGAGCCAGCUGAAUUAGUGGUUGAGAAUGAAAUUUGUUACAAUUAUACAGAAGUUGAAAUCAUGAAUUACGGACCCCAAGUUCCGAUGAUGAAAGAGAAAGAAAGUGAAGUGGAUAUUUUGAAUUAUGUAGUGAGUACAACUGAAUCAGACGAGGCAGGUGGUUAUCAUAAAGGUCUGGCUUGCAACAGGGCCUUGACGGAUGCUUACAAUUGUUUGUUUUAUUAGAUUUAUUUUAGUCGAUAAUUUUAAAAAAUCCCAAACAGACGUCACAUUAGAGAAAGUUGUUUUUACUA
Messenger RNA from Symsagittifera roscoffensis, 2884 nucleotides. RefSeq names its product CDK-activating kinase assembly factor MAT1-like. The record is from RefSeq and is a predicted model, not a curated record. Gene Ontology annotation, biological process: positive regulation of cyclin-dependent protein serine/threonine kinase activity; nucleotide-excision repair; regulation of transcription by RNA polymerase II. Gene Ontology annotation, molecular function: cyclin-dependent protein serine/threonine kinase activator activity. Gene Ontology annotation, cellular component: transcription factor TFIIH holo complex. The transcript is spliced from 3 exons. NCBI's taxonomy places the organism in Eukaryota, Metazoa, Xenacoelomorpha, Acoela, Convolutidae. Bases 1920 to 2816 code for a protein of 298 amino acids.